This is a messenger RNA of Ochlerotatus camptorhynchus, 3043 nucleotides long. RefSeq names its product Synaptosomal-associated protein 29kDa (gene Snap29). Lineage: Eukaryota; Metazoa; Arthropoda; Insecta; Diptera; Culicidae. The record is from RefSeq and is a predicted model, not a curated record. Bases 130 to 1269 code for a protein of 379 amino acids. Gene Ontology annotation, cellular component: SNARE complex; plasma membrane. Gene Ontology annotation, molecular function: SNAP receptor activity; syntaxin binding. Gene Ontology annotation, biological process: exocytosis; synaptic vesicle fusion to presynaptic active zone membrane; synaptic vesicle priming. The transcript has a single exon.
CUCUGUCACUUGUCAGCAGUAUUAUCGACAUAAAAGUAUUUUAGUGCAAAAAUUGUUGAAUUCGUCGCGGAGAAAAUUUUGCUUACGUGCGUUUGCUGGCAAUCACCAUCAUAAUUUACCAACAGUGCAAUGUCUGGUCACCAGUACGUUCCGAAUCCGUCGAAUUUGUUCGCGGACGAAGACGAUAUCGAAGACGAGCUAUUUCUACGUAACGCACGGCGACCUGGCAGUAGUACCAGUCCUCCCACAACGGAUCAAGCUUAUAAUUACGAUCAGUAUCAGAAAAAUUUCUUAUCGCAAAACUAUGACACCGACGAUGGAGACAAAUACGGCCCAUCAGCAUUAAUCGCUGGAAAAUCAGUAGUUGGAGGCAAUGCGGGGACAGCUUUCACUCGACCUGAUGUCCUUGGACCGGAACCUUACAAUGAACCCGGAGGCUAUGGUGGUUAUGGAGGCCAGAUUGCCAGCGGAUAUGGGGUGGAUCCGUACGUAGCAGCAGCAUCAGCGGCUACUUCACCUUACAAUAGUUCAAAAGUGUAUCGGUCAGGUCCUAGUUCUAACGUUUACAGUGAGCUGGAUUCAGAUGUAGACGACGAAAUAGUUAGGCAGCGACAAACUUUCGAACAAAGGCGGAGAGAGCUGGAGGAAAGUACGCUGGCUACUUCUCAACGUUGCUUGGGUGUGUUAAAGGAAACCGAACAGGUUGGAAUUGCCACUGCAGAAGAAUUGCAUCGUCAGCGAGAGCAGCUGGAAAAGACUAAGAAGCAACUGGAUGAAAUAAAUAACUCACUUAGAUUCAGUCAGAAACAUCUCAAUAGUCUAAAAAGCGUUUUCGGAGGGCUCAAGAAUUAUCUUUCUGGAAGGAUGGGUCCAGAUCAACAGCAAAACAGUUCAACUGGAAUACCUCGAACAAACAUAUCGCCGUCACCUUCCGAGGAAAUCUAUCCAAAUCCGCAAGAUUUCAGAAUUCCCGAUAACUACUGGCCAGAUGCUGCCACUCGAAUCAGACCUGAUUAUCAUCAUCAAUCGCAAGAUAUGGUCCUCACAAAUGGAUCAACCAGCGCUGCAGGGGGCUUUAGUCAUCAGUUGGACCAGAACCUAGACGAUAUGCGAGGAAAUUUGUCUCGUCUUAAACAUCUUGCCCUGGAUUUGAAUCAGGAAAUCGAUAGCCAGAAUGAUCUUAUUGACGACAUCUCUAAUCGUGUAGACGACGUCGACGUUAAAAUUGGUAAGCAAAACAAAGAGAUGAAUCGGUUGCUACGAAAGUGAACUUGUCCACAAACAAUAAUACAACGAUGAUUCAUGAUAUUUCUCCACAAACAAGAUUAAAAGUCCGUGUUAUUGUCUUUGUACAAAAGGGCUGAAAGAAAUAAGAGAAACGGUAUAUGAUAAAACAAAGCUCUAGCUAACGUCACUUUAUUUGUAUAAACAAUUUUAGAACCUAAGAUUUGUAUUUUUUGUAUAUUCUUAUUUUCUUGUCUUAAAAUAGUAUUUUAUUCAUAAUCAAGUCUAAUUACAAACCUACCAAUCAGACUUGUUCUGGUGCUUCUGCAUACAAUUGUAUCUUACGGUAAUGUUGAUAUCAUAAUUAAGAACAGAUUUUACAUGCAGGAGGGGCAUACAAUUUUUUAAAAGUAAUAGAUCAAUGAAGAUGCGGUGAGUUCCAUUAGUGACCAUUGGUGUUUUUUUUUAACCAGCAACCCAUACACAGUUAAGCAAUUGGUAAAGCUUUACAGUGUACAGAUUUUUAAAGCUUUUUCCGUAAUUUUCCGUUUCUUUCUUUCCAAAAAAUAAAUUAACAUCGUUUCCGGGAUUAAAAUGACUAAUAAUUCAAUGGUUUUAUGUAUGGUCAAAAUAUAACUUAAGUAUUUCCCUGAAGAAGUUCGUCCUUAUCCUUAUAGAUUUCGUUAUAAAUACUGUUAGACCUUAUUUGUUAGAGCUUUUGGUUUUUAAAUUUUACAUGUUCUGUUUUGUAAAGCGAUAAAAUUCUUAUUCUAUGUUGAAUGCCUUAUAAGAAUUUAUGGUCACUAUAGGUAGUUAUUUGACAUAAUUCUAUCUCCAAAAAAUCUUCUACCUCUCAGGGAAAUCGUAAAUAAGAGAGAACUCUCAUAUUGCCUAUUCUAUAUUAUUCACAAUGCAUUAUAUUAAUAAUACCGUAGCGUACGUCAAGUAUUGUACACAAACAAAGCAUGGUUUAAUAGUAAAAUUUUAGUUCUUGCUCUUGGGGACCAUGCAUAAAUGACGUAGCUUUUAUGUGGGGAGGUGGUUAUCUGCAGAUGUUGUGACCGGCGAUGUAUCAAGGAAGGUACUUACUCUACGGAAGGUCUAGAAUUGAUCAAAAAUUGACAUCAGUUAAGUAUGCUCCCUUUUGUAAGAGGAUAUUAUGAGAUUGAACAAUUCCUUAUGUUUUUUUUUUCAUGUUGAGUUGCAUAGAACUCUAUGUUUUAUUAUUAUGCUUUCAAGCAUUAUUUUUGGAUGUAUCAAUGUAGAUUCCCAAAAAUUUCCAAUUAAUACAGAACAUUUUACUGUCCCACCUAAACCACUUUAACUUAUCUUCAUUGGUCCAUUAUUUUUAAAGAGAAACUAUUAUUAUUUGGGUAGAAUAGUCAGAAUAAAUAAAUCGAAACACUCAAAUAUGAUUAGAAUCUAAUAUUCGUAAAUGUUUCUGAUCGUCUAGCGUCUCCUCAAUCUUUCACUUCAAAUCUAAACAAUGAUCUUGCAAACAGAAAAUAAAGACCGGAAAGGAUCGAAACAUUCCUCUCCCUAUUAUUGUAACUGUGUACAUUGUUCGCAUAUCUCUACAAAGCAAUGUGAAACCAACAAUUUGCAUCAACCACAUAGAUUGAUCACUUAAAUACAAUGGUUAUUGGUAAUGGAAAAGAUUUUUUUGUUUAUCUCCUUAUUGAGGAUACUAAGAAGCAACACUAAGAAACGAUCAAUAGAAAUCAACAAACUCACAUUAUAUAUUAUAUAUACUGAAUAAAACACUGUUGGGUAAUAUAGAUCAACAAUAAAUCGAGGUAUAAUAAAUUAAACUAAAAAA